UCCACCACCCCUUCACUUCCUACUGCUGGAACCACAGAGGAACGUACUGUUGAUGCAAGAGCCAGGGACAGUGGUAGUGGACUGCCUAUUCCCAUUCUGGCUGGUGUUGGUGCUCUGAUUGUAGUCAUUCUAGCUCUAGCACUAGUGGUAGUGCUAGUUCUGGUAAUAGUGAGAAAUCACAGGAAAUCGAAACAAAAUGAGAACCAUUUCUCCAGUGAUGGGAAGCAACUGACUAACCCCGUCUACGAUGCAGUGUCUCAAAACAUACCAGUCAAGUUACCUGCUAGUAACGGGAAUGGAACAAGUGGCCACAAACAGGAUGCCGAGACACUUCGCAAUUUCCCAAACCCUCUGUAUAACACUACCCGACACAAUAUCCGCAGUAAUGGAGUGUCUGAGAGGUAAGGAGUGUGCCUCACUUUGUCUUGUUUUUCUUACUUCACUCUGUCUUUUUUUAUCUUACUUCACUCUGUCUUGUUUAUCUUACUUCACUCUGUCUUGUUUGUCUUACUUCACUCUGUCUUGUUUAUCUUACUUCACUCUGUCUUGUUUAUCUUACUUCACUCUGUCUUGUUUAUCAUCUUUCCUUUAAGGAAAGUGCAAGUGUGUACCAUUGCAAGUGUAUAUACAGUAGUAGAGCCUUUCCCACACAAACACCUGUCUUAUGUACACUAAGCCUCCACCCUUUGUCACCACAACAGCUAAUACUACACAAUAGGCACCACAUAGCUAGACACCCAUAAGUUAAAGUGGUCUGUUGUUAGGGCCACAUACUUUGCCUGGAAUUUACUUAGCACUAAGAAGUGUUGGAACCUGUGUGACAGUGUCCAGAGUGUUGGUCUAUCGUUAUGAAUGUCCUGGUCAUGACAGACUACCUACAAGAAACCUUCUCCGUCGACCUGCCAC
Messenger RNA from Geodia barretti, 906 nucleotides. The record is from the annotation of a GenBank genome assembly. Lineage: Eukaryota; Metazoa; Porifera; Demospongiae; Tetractinellida; Geodiidae.